Messenger RNA from Candidozyma haemuli, 630 nucleotides. RefSeq lists its product as uncharacterized. The transcript has a single exon. The record is from RefSeq and is a predicted model, not a curated record. Bases 1 to 630 code for a protein of 209 amino acids. Lineage: Eukaryota; Fungi; Ascomycota; Pichiomycetes; Serinales; Metschnikowiaceae.
AUGAGCAGAAAACAUUCAAGAAAUAGUGAUCUUUUGGCACAGCUCGGUGAACCACUCCCGCUACCCUACAAGCCACAACAGACGCUGCUGCUGCUAAAAGAUGAAGAUUCCUCAGACACUAUAUUGAGACAUGAGCCUGUAAGAAGUGUUUCAGAACAACCUAUAAGGCGUAGGCUAUUUUCCUCUGGAUACCCUAAUGACUCACGAUUGAGUGAACCAGAAGCACUGCCGCCUGCGCCGCCUACGUUACCACUUUGGCGGAGGAAGUAUAGCAUUGACAAGACGCCUGUCGAGCCUAGUCCUUCCCAGGCUGCAUUGGACACUAUAGAGCAAAAGAUAGAGGAGCUACGAAACAGUUGUGGAAGUAAUGAGCAGAUCGAUAAGAAAAUCGAAGGAAAACUUCGAACUAUUGAAUCUGACUUGGAUAAACUAAUAGAGGAAUCGAGAGAGGCUAGUAUACUAGAGGAGCUUGAAAAACUACAGCAGCUCUCUAAGCCUUUGCAUGAGAGCCAAAAGCGUUCUCUUAAUCCCAAACUAGUGGCAGCUGGCGUUGUAUUAUUAGUUCUAUUUGGAACAGUGUCGUUCUGGCUAGGGCACAUGUCUUAUGAAUACUGCUACUAUUGGUGCUAA